Messenger RNA from Peronospora matthiolae, 921 nucleotides. Lineage: Eukaryota; Oomycota; Peronosporomycetes; Peronosporales; Peronosporaceae. The record is from the annotation of a GenBank genome assembly.
AUGGCAACAAGACGCGGCAGUAAACCGAGCGUGUUCACGGCCUUCAACCAGCUGCGUGUGGCCGAGGACGUGGAUUCGGACGACGGUAGCGAAGAGGAGCGACAGCAGGAGCGCAAGGAGAAGCAGAAGCUCAAGAAGAAGUCGCGCUCGAAGAAGAAGAACAGUGACUCGGCACAGCUCAAGGACUUGGCGUUCGUGUCGGUGUCAAAGCCCAAGAAGAGCAAGAGCAAGAAGAAGACAGAGACGACGUCGCGGUCCCAGUCGCCCACUAAUUUGCCAGUUGAUGAGACGCAGACUGCGAGUGGUGACGAUGAGGAGAAGAAGCACGAGGAAGAGGCUCCACGACCGCUGGGUCAGGUGAUUCAGACUCCAGCAGAGCUGAAUGGUGUGAAGAAGAAGCCUCAGUCGGCGUCACAACAGCAGCAGCAGCAGAAGAAAAAGACUACGUCUCCCCGUGAACAGCCACUGCAGCUUCAGCCUCAGCUUCAUCCCCCGCCUCUGCAGCACGUGCCGCCUCCGGCACCUGUUGUUGUUUCGCCAAUAGUGUGCACUCCUCAGUCUUCGUCAGAGACGGAGCUAGGCGCCGUGUACACACCGUCGCACAUCACGAUCACACGCGUGGAUGGCCAGAUGAAGCGCACGGUGGCGGUGACAGAUGUGAUGGACCAGCUCCUUCGCUACACGCAGCAAAAUUCACAGCUUCUACUAGUGCAGGAGCAGCUGGGCCACGCGAAUCGUAGUCUGCAGGACCAGUUGCAACGACGUGACGAGAUUAUCACGGGCCUGCAGCAUGAGGUGACGAUGUUUCGGCAGAUGUGUCUGAACUUGCAAGCCGAGGUGUCGCUGCUUCGUUCCAGCGUCCCACCGAAUAUUGGCAGCAAUGGUCCCCCGCAACAUCGUCCCCCGCCAGGCAUGUCUUGA